GCGUGGUAUGUCCUGAAGAAUAGCGACACCAGGGGACUUCUUGCAUGCCCUCUGCAGCUGUUGAUGAUGCUUCGAUGCAGAACCUGCAGAACCACACCACAGCAGACAGACACUGCAGCGAGCCUAGCUCCUCCUCCUCCUGUCUCUCCGAUCCCUAUAAAUUUGAGGGCCGGCGUGCAAGAGCGAAUGCAAGCUAAGAGCACACCGCACAAAGCAAAGCAGUUCGAUCGAGUAGUUCUACAUAGUAGUAAUUGACCACUUAGCUGCAGAUCCAGCAAUAAUAAUGGCGGCUGAACUUGCACGCAUCUUCUCCUUCUCCUCCGUGGAGCCUCUUCUCCUUCCCGCUCCGCCGGUGGCGGGGAACGGCCGGCGAGGCCGCCUACGUGGCGGUUGCAUCCGCUCCUCGCUGGCGUCCAGAACGCUGCUGCCCACUGAUGACUUUGACCUCCAGGAGGGCCUGACGACCAACAUACAAAAGAUUCUGCGUCAACGUCGUCGGCAGAGCGGCAGGGAGAUGAUGGCCACCAUCGACAACCUCAAGCGCCUCUGCAUCGACCACUACUUCGAGGAAGAGAUCGAGAGCGCCAUGGGCGCGUGCAUGGACCUCAUCCACAGCGAUGAUCUCUUCGAUGCAACCCUUGCAUUCAGGCUCAUGAGAGAGGCCGGCCAUGAUGUUUCAGCAGAUGACGUUCUCCGGAGGUUCAUCGACGGCAACGGCGAGUUCGCCCUAGCUCUCAGCAAGGACGUCAGGGGGCUCCUGAGCCUGCACAACAUGUCACACCUGGACAUGGGAGUUGAAGCAUCGCUGCCCAAGGCAAAGGAGUUCUCAAGCAAGCACCUCGCAUCUGCCAUCAGGUACCUGGAGCCAGGCCUUGCAAGGUACGUGAGGCAGUCCCUGGACCACCCCUACCACCUGAACCUGAUGCAGUACAAGGCCAGGCACCACCUCAGCUACCUCCAGAGCCUGCCCACCAGAAACAUUGCAAUGGAGGAGUUGGCAGUUGCAGAGUUCCAGCUCAACAAACUGCAGCAUCAGCAAGAAAUGCAAGAGAUUAAAAGAUGGUGGAUGGACCUAGGAUUGGCUCAAGAAAUACCGGUGGCCCGGGACCAGGUGCUCAAGUGGUACAUGUGGCCCAUGGCGGUCCUGCAGGGAUCUUCCUUCUCCAGAUACCGAAUUGAGAUCACAAAGAUAAUCUCACUUGUCUAUGUUGUGGAUGACAUAUUUGACCUUGUUGGCACACUAGAGGAGCUCUCUCUCUUCACCGAGGCAAUCAGAAUGUGGAACACUGCGGCUCCUGAUUCACUCCCCAGUUGCAUGAGAUCUUGCUACAACGCUCUUCACACCAUUACAAAUGAGAUUGCAGACAUGGCCGAAAAGGAGCAUGGAUUCAACCCUGUCAAUCAUCUCAGGAAAGCAUGGGCAGUGCUGUUUGAUGGAUUCAUGGUGGAGUCAAAGUGGCUGGCAACCGGUCAGGCUCCUGCCGCAGAGGACUAUCUGAGAAAUGGCGUUGUCACUUCAGGAGUGCCGCUUACAUUUGCGCACUUUUUCUUCCUUCUAGGGCAAGAUCACAUAGCAUGCAUCGAUGAGGAUGAUGCAAAGCUCAGUGAUCACAUCCCUCCUGCUGCCGUCUCUUGCCCGGCUAAGAUCCUCAGACUUUGGGAUGACUUGGGCAGUGCCAAGGAUGAAGCACAGGAAGGACUUGAUGGUUCCUACAGGGACUUCUACUUGAUUGAGAACCCUAGCUGCACCCCAGCUGACGCCGAAGAACACAUGCGGAGGCUGAUCGCGAGGGAGUGGGAGCAGCUCAACAGGGAGUGCUUCUCCCGGAGGACCUUCUCCGGCAGCUUCGCGCGCGCCUGCUUCAACGCCGCCAGGAUGGUGAGCGUCAUGUACUCGUACGACGAGGAGCAGAGGCUCCCAGUCCUGGAGGACUACAUGAGGAUGCUGCUGCGGCUUUGAAGCUUUAUGGUCAGUUUGCUCCAUCUAUCUUCAUGAGAGCCCAUGUGACAUGCGUGAUUUAUCUGCUCCAUGAGAAUCACGCCUUGCUUGUAAAUUAAAUCGCUAGUAGUAGAAUAUAAUUAUCUGAGUGUCGAAAAGGUGAUGACACGCUUAGGGUCAGUUUUUUUUCCUUUUUUUUUAAACAUUUCUCUUCUUCUUCUUCUUAAUGAAAUGCUUGCACGCACGGCGUAUGAUAUUAUUCUC
Messenger RNA from Panicum hallii, 2203 nucleotides. Its product is annotated as terpene synthase 2, chloroplastic-like. The transcript is spliced from 7 exons. Gene Ontology annotation, molecular function: terpene synthase activity; magnesium ion binding. NCBI's taxonomy places the organism in Eukaryota, Viridiplantae, Streptophyta, Magnoliopsida, Poales, Poaceae. The coding region runs from base 284 to 1960 and encodes 558 amino acids. The record is from RefSeq and is a predicted model, not a curated record.